Pocillopora damicornis (cauliflower coral) is the source of this 2449-nucleotide messenger RNA. RefSeq lists its product as uncharacterized. NCBI's taxonomy places the organism in Eukaryota, Metazoa, Cnidaria, Anthozoa, Scleractinia, Pocilloporidae. The record is from RefSeq and is a predicted model, not a curated record.
UUCAGAGAAAAAUAAUUUUACACAGAGGGACAGUCAAGUCAGGGAAGAACAAUUGCUGGGGGAAACUGAUCACGAAACAAUUCUUAACACCCUUCUUCAAAACCCCAUAGAACUGAACUUAAAAGAGAAGCCUUCAGCCAUAAGGGAAAACAAACUUUUCACCCUAGACAUGAGGGAAAUCCCCAUAUCCUCAGUGGAAGCAGAAGAUAAUGGUGCAUAUAUAUCAAAAGGUAAUGCCAAGAGACUAUUCCAGUACAAUAGCAAAGGUUCCCGCACUGUUCACAAAAAUGAGAACGGAGCAUUUUAUGCAAACGUCAAAACCUCUAAAGGCUACGAAGGCCACAUCAACCAAGACCACACUGAAGCGUAAUGAAGCGGAAACACUGAUAACAAGUUUGCACACUCUGCCUCUCAACAGCAGUGUUACCUUCACAAAAGAACAAUAUAUCUCAGUCAACUCGUCUCCCAACAUGCUGAAUGACAUACAUCGAUUCUGCGUUCUUGGAAACAGUAUUCUGAGAAUCGAUACCAAUUUUGAGUUGGUCGAUGGCCUAUGGCUAACAGAUACUACAUACACGAACGAGUCCUUAAUCGACCAGAGCAACAAGCAUCCUGAAUUCCCUGGUCCAAGCUUCUGGCAUUUCAAGAAGAGUCGAGAGAGUUAUCGAAGAUUCGCUGGUGAACUCAUCAUUGCUAAGCCAGAAUUGUUAGGAAUAAAGAAGAUUGGCCAUGAUCUUGACAAAGCUAUUGCUGGUGGUAUGACUGACAUCUUGAAGGAUGCAGACAAUGUUUGGUGUACGCAGCAUAGUCAGGAACGUGACGCCCUCAAACUUAAAUCCCUAGGCGCAAAUGAAAGAUCAAGGAACAGAAUCAUGACUGACAUCUAUGGGUCCCAGGAUGAUGUCCUACUACACAAUGGCUUGGCAGACGCAGAUGACCCAGAGGACUUCCAAAUUAAAUUGGCACGUUUGGAGACUGUCUGGGAGAGCUUGGUGCCGGGGUUCCACCGAUGGUUUACAAAGCAUAGGUCGGAACAAUUCAAGACUUGUCUUGUCCUAUCUGCCCGUCAGAAUCUGGGUAUAACUGGUAGGUUCUAUACCAAUGGUUUAGAACUCAAACACCGACUUCAGAAAAAACGUCUUCGAGAAGAUGAGAUUCCAGAGGAGGUCGCCAAUGUCACAUCAAUGCUGGAGAAGUGGACAACGGAAUUCUACCUUGAGGAAGAAAGGGCUGUUUGUGGUUUGGGAAAAUAUAGGCUUUCUCUUGGGUACGAACAGUUUCAAGUCGAUCCAGUGAAGUGGAACAGGUGGAGCCUAGAAAGGCAAGCUCAACACCUAUCAGCAUUGCGUAACUUCACACCGAAGUCAUAUGAAAUGUAUAAGAAACCCAUGGUUACUGGAAUUAAGUCAUCUCCACAGAGUAAAAGAAGGAGAGUCCACUUGCCAGAACCAGAAAUCUUCACCGACAGAGUUGAAGUUGGUGAUGACACACCUCAAGCAGUCACCCCUAUUCGAAUCACAAAGAGUGAUGACAAGACAAAGUGGCAGGUAGAGAAAAGUACAAAUGCAGCUACUGAAGCAAUGAACUUCCUUGACCCUGACAGGAUAUCGGGAAAUCAGUACGAGCUUGUAAGCAGAGAUGAUGAAAAGCUUUGCCCCAAAAGUGUCCAACGCUGUGAGCAAUGCAGGGUGGCUUUUCAUCAGGCGGAUAAGGUUGUCGUCAAAAGUGUUAGAGUGCGGGAACGCACUGAUAAGUCAGGAAAGACAGUCAAAUAUACCGGUAAUCUUUACCUGCAUUUUCUAACCAAAUGCCUCUCUGAAUAUGACCAGAAAUUCGCCUUUUCUGCUAUAACGGUCCCCACACGCACCCUUACAUUUCUACCUGAAGGAGGAAGGGCAAUACUAGAGGCCAAGGGGUUGUAUGUGGAGAAGUAACUCGCGUGUGCACCUCAAGCAUUUUUCAGUAAGAAAUUAUUUACAAAUCAUUUCAUUAAGCUGUUUCAGUUAAACAUUUUGUAACAGAAAAUACAAUGUUAUUACCCUUAACAUUGGGACAAGCUACGUGGCAUUAUCAAUUUUAUCUUCUUCAUAUUCGGGGGUUCGCUAGAGAAAAAAAGAGUUUACGGUAUUUGUUUAAGAAAGACAUUGAAUUACUACAAGGAUGUGUUAGUAAGUUUUGUUCAAUUUUUGCAGCCACACAAUGUCGUAAUCUUGGCAUGAAAUGAAAUAAAUGUGAAAAACACCAAAUUUUCCCUUUAGAGUUGUUUCUAUUUUCCAAAAGUUUUUAACAAAUGAGUACAUAUAUAGUGAAACUUAGAAUGAAGCAACGGUUCCAUGCCAAUCGUGCUCGGGGUAUUUAGGUUGAUGAAGAUAUUUACUUGUUAACGGUUCUCAGAUGUUUUGUUAUGUUCUGUGAAUUAAAGAAUGCGUUGCUACGCUGUAAACUUAAA